This is a messenger RNA of Ogataea philodendri, 4395 nucleotides long. RefSeq lists its product as uncharacterized. Lineage: Eukaryota; Fungi; Ascomycota; Pichiomycetes; Pichiales; Pichiaceae. The transcript has a single exon. Bases 1 to 4395 code for a protein of 1464 amino acids. The record is from RefSeq and is a predicted model, not a curated record. Gene Ontology annotation, cellular component: THO complex part of transcription export complex. Gene Ontology annotation, molecular function: mRNA binding. Gene Ontology annotation, biological process: mRNA export from nucleus; mRNA processing.
AUGACGGAGGAAACCGUCAACGUUGCAGAGACUUCUCCGUUCCAAUACGAUUGGAAGUAUCUUGACGAUACUGCAAUCAGCAAUUGGAAACAGACGGUCGACACUUUGACGUCUCAGGUCGUCAACAAAGACGUUUCUCCAACCGAAGUGUUUUACGAGAUUGUUCUUUGUCUCAACGAUUUUAACACAAGAAUAUCCAUAAACAACUUAAUUACUCUCGCAAACACUAUCAUCUCGACAAUUCCAAACGUCAAGGAGAGACAAGAAUUGUCUAUUCAGUUUUUGAUAGUGUUCCAGGCCUCGAAUCCAAAGCCUCAUCUCAACGCAUUUAUCCAAUCCGUUAGAAUCGACAACCAAUUCAAACGACAAUACCUAGAUUAUUCCAUCCUGAAAACCGGGCUGUUUCCCGACUACAAUAAAUGUUACUUCAACGAUGCAAGAGUCAACGAUUAUGGAGUGGUAACGUACUCCUCGUUGCACGAGUCGAGUGAAGGAUACUCCAAGUUGGCUGUUGAAUUGUUGGACAUUUUCCACCAGGAGGACAGCUUAUGCAAAAUUGGAUAUUACACACGCGUGAUUGAGCGUCUGAUUGGACAUUUCCGUCUGGAUCUGUCGAGAUCCGCUCUUCUCAUGCUCAGCAUAUUUGCAUUGAACGUUGACAAGAACGAAUCAUUAAUACUGGAAAUCAUCAAAAAGAGCAUCUGGGUUUCGAAAGAGUCUUCAACUUUGCAAUCCGUGGUUGUCUCUUUUUUGCUUGAUACAGACUACAAGGAACGGGUUCCAGUGGAACUCAAGCUGAUUGUUUUGCUGAUCAAAGAGGGACUAUUGGAGUUCCAUUCGAUCUUCAACUCUUUGAAACCUUUGGAGUUCGAGUCCGACGCCAAUUUCGUAGUGGUUCCAAGGGAAAACCAGGAACUUGAGCAGUUGAACACUCAACAUCAACAGGAGACGAAAGAAAACGCGUUUAAAGCGACAGCUUCCGCUUUGGCCCUAGCUGCUCCACUAGUUCUCUCUGACGACGAAGACGAGGAGAUGAAAGAUGCAAACAAGCCCAUGAAAGCCCAGGAUUCCACGCCUAUACAAAAGACGAUCCCCGUCAAGGAAAAAACACCAUACAUUGCGAAGAUCCAGUUUCUCAAGUACAUUCUUCACUACAAAAUGUACAACGAGGCAAUGUUCAUUUUAGUCCAGUACCCAUUUUUGCCGCUUAUUGACGAACAGAUCUGUGAUUCCGUUAACAAAUUGGCCGAUGAAAUAGUCACGCCGUACUACAGACAAAUUGGAAUCAAGGGAAUAGGAGAAACCACUGAAGUGACAGAUUUCAUGCUGGUGUCGUCUUUUGAAGACUUGGUGAACUUUUCAAACCAGUUUCUUUGCUUCACUGGCACAAGAAUUGCUCAGAGCGCUUUGCUAUUUACCAAAAUCAUCAGAAUUUUGAGGCAUGAGCUCCAAAAAGGCACAGACAAGCAAGACGUGUUGCAAUACUUCCGCAAGUUUGUUUUCCCUGCGCUCGCUUUUGCAAACAACAUGGCUGUUGUUAACGAAGCAUUUUCAAUUUUGUCCGAUUUUUACCCCUUACAAGUGCGUUACAACCUUUACGGAGAAUAUCAGAACGUUACUGUCAAGACGAAUGACGAGAUCAAGCAGAAACACGACAUUGCAGAAAAGAAAACCAAAGACAUCCUCAAACGGUUGUCAACAGAGAACGGAGGUGUUCAGAUGCGCCAGCUCACCAGAAUUGCGUACUGCAAUCCUUUGGCCGUCACUGCAACGUUUGUGAACCACAUUGAGAGUUACAGCAGUUUGAGUGACUUGAUAGUCGAGGCUUCGCAAUUUUUUGGCCCGUUUGUGUGGGAUGCGUUGACUUUCCAGCUUUGCAACAAGCUAAGCUCAAACAGACAAGCUAUGCAGGAAGAUGGACUCAAUUAUAUGCAAUGGAUCCAGAACCUCUCUUCGUUUAUUGGAAAGCUGGCAAAGAAUAGACUACACCAGUUCCAACUGGACCCGAUAAUCACGUUGAUUGUUAAGAGUCUGAACAAUGGUCAGAUUGACUACAUCAUUUUGGUGAAUGAGCUGAUAGCGUCUAUGAGUGGUGUGCAACAGAUCAACAACUUGACAGCGAAACAGGUUUUCUUGUUGAACUCUGAAAGUAGUCUACAAAAACUUGUUUACAUGGUGAUUGAAGAUCAUAGGGGCGAUUCGAGAGCAAGUUCACGCAAGCUGCUCAACUGUCUGACUGAUCUGGAUGUUUUGGGAGAGUUAUUCAUUUUAUUGGCAAACUUGCCGGAUAAGAUCGUGGAUAAGUCGCACGCUCCAUUAAAAAUCCUUAAUCGUCGAUGUGACGAGCUCAACUCAUUAAUCCAUACUUUUACCACGCUGAUCGACGAAAACCUUCCAACCAAUGUGUUUGUCACCAAGAUGGUGUCUCUUGAUAUGCUGAUAAAGCAGUUUAGAGUCCGUCCUGUCUGGGCUUUCCAAAUCUGGAGAAGACACCUUAGCAGACAGUUGAAGGCCAAUCCGGGACUUAUUGACGAGCUAGAGGCAGAUCUCUGUGCCGUUCUGUCUAUCGACUGGGACACGAUGAGUGCCAGUUUCUAUGCCGAUUUUUGGCAGCUCUCGCUAUAUGAAAUCUGCUACGAGAAGAUUUCGUACUCGAACGAACUGGCAGAAAUCAAAACCAAGAUUAGCACGCUAAACAAAAAGCUCGUCAUGUCUCGCAAGGACAAGGAUUUCCCAAAGAAGGAGCUGAAGAGACUGGAAAGAGAGUUGAGUCAAUUGCAUAGUAUCUCUGCUGGUGUCAAGAACGACGGUCUUACUCACGAAAAGAAUUAUCAGUACAAGAUGGAGGUUCUGAAAUCCAGGAAAGACCAAUGGUUCAAUGAUGUUACUGAUGAGGAGACUAUUUCCAAAAGUACCAGUCAGAUCUUGGAGCACUGUUUGUUACCAAGAUUGGUUCACUCGCCGUUUGAUGCUGUUUAUAGUGCCGAGUUCUUGUUCUUGGCUCAUUCAUUGAAUGCAGCAGGUUUUUCGCUGGUUUACCUUUUGAACGAGCUGUUCACUGCUUCUUUCAUGCUUCCUACAUUUUUCACUAGCACAGCUUCCGAGACCGAGAACUUUGGAAUUUUCUACUCACAAGUGCUAAAACAGCUCAACGUUUGGAGAUCAUCCGAAGAAGUUUACAAUAAGACAGCGUUGGGUAAAGAAGGUGACGAAGAGCCAUCGUUAACUGGACUAAAGCCACCAGGAGGAGACGUUUUGAGCCACGAAGAGUUCCGGAAGACAUUGUUCAAUUGGCACAAGGCGCUUCAGAAACAGAUCAUUGCCGCAUUGGACUCAGAACAGUACACCACCAGAAACAAUGCUAUUAUAUUCCUCAAGAAUCUUCUUGGAGAGUUCCCAGUUGUUGAAGACCAUUCUGAGCUUUUGACACGGAAACUGUCGUCCAUCUAUGCAACCGACACAAGAGAGGAUAUCAAACUCGCUUCCAAUGCGUUGUUUGUGCUCACAUCGUCCAAGAAAUCUGGGUGUAUGCCUAUUUGGGAAUUCUACGAGAUGGAUCCCGAGGAAAAAGAGGUUUUGGUGAAGAAACGAGAGGAGAAAGUUGCUGCGGAGCGGGCACGCCUUGCCGAGUUGGAGCGCAUAGAGCGUGAAAAGCGUGAGGCCGAGCGGAAGGAGCGCGAAAAGUCCAACCCUACUGCCAAACCUUAUGGUUUGGUUGGGUUGCAAAAGAGAGAAAAGAAAGAAACCAAGGAGCCUGUUAAAUCGGAUGCUAACGAGGAGCUCGAGCAGAAGGAGGCAGCAAAGGAUCCGGUUCUAGAUACCGAGGACGAAGACAAGAUGGAAGGAAUCGACUCCGAGAAGUCCAAGCCAAGCACAGCGGAAGAACCUGCUAAAGAAACCAGUCCGGAAAUCAAACCCGAGGUGGGGACCAAUGUCGACAACGAGAAAAACACAGAGAUUAGGGUCGAAGGAGAGAGUAAGGAGACCAAACAGACGAGCACUGAACCAGAAACCAAGUCCGAGGCCAAAGAAGAGCUUGUUCAGGACAAAAGCCGGACUGCGUCGAAAUCGCCAGCUCCAACCGGAUCGUCUGCGCUUUUGGCCCGGUUGGAGGAGGAAAAACGGCUGCUUUUGCAAAGACAAGUAUCGAACCCUACAAGUUCUGGUUCUUCGCCAUCAUCACCUCUGCCACCUCCUCCAUUACCCCCACCAUCAAAUCCUCCUCACCGCAACUUUAAAAACAGUCGCGACUACAAACAGAAAGAUUUUUCAUCACACAGAAAAUCAGCCAGUUCCAGACACAAUGGAGCAGAUUACAACUCUGAUAGGCCCGCAGACCGCAAGCGGCGGUAUGAUGGGUACUCUGGUCCUAGAAACAAGCGUCCUCAUUAUUAA